Messenger RNA from Drosophila kikkawai, 2747 nucleotides. RefSeq lists its product as uncharacterized. The record is from RefSeq and is a predicted model, not a curated record. NCBI's taxonomy places the organism in Eukaryota, Metazoa, Arthropoda, Insecta, Diptera, Drosophilidae.
UCAGAAGCAGACUGUAAAAGUAAAUUUGUAUUAUUUCAUAUAAUUUUUUUCCAGUCAAAUUUUUUCGGCUUUCUCUUGUUAGUUUAAUUUUGACCGAAUCUCAUCUGAUCUUAUCUCGAUAUGGCAUUGCUAGAUGUACUCUCUGAGGAGCUCGUGUUCGACCCCUCCAAUGAACGUGAUUUGCAAAAGCCUCUGAUGCUCAAAAACUCCAGCGACAACAAUCUGGUGGUUUUUAGGCUAACAACCAAUAAGCCGCCAGGCCUAUUCCUGUUGGAUCCACCCAUGGGUAUCGUGGAACGACACAACACCAUGGUAGUAUCCAUCAUUAUGGAUCCCAAUGUCGCCUAUGCCACAUGGGAACACUACAAGCUGUCUAUUGAAGCUCUUGAUGUGGCCUUUCAAAUCGAUUUGGAGAGGUUCUGGACGAGCCUAUAUACUGAUGACCCCUGGAUGAAAGAACUCGAAUUGGUUACCCUUGAUCAGGAAUCGGUGGACAAUCGCCAAGUUGGCGCAGAUAACACUCCGGAUGUGAUGGAUUUAACUCGUCAGUUUUUGAACCUUCAAUUGAAGGUCGAAAAUCUGCGCACAAAAGAGAGGAACAAGCAAUUGAAUUUCACCAUGAUCCUGCCAUUGAUAUUAGUGAUCUUGGGGAUUUGGUGGUUUUGGUGAUUUUUAUCAAUUGAAUCACCAUAAAAAUUCUUCACGGCUUCAAUCAAACAAAAAGCAAGAAAGAAAACUUCAACAUGCUGCGCAACACCGAAAGAAAGCUGAGAACAUGUUGAGCAACAUGGUGGUCUUCAGAUAUAUUAUCACGGCUUCAUAUCAAACCAAAUGGAAGAAAGCUGAGAACAUGUGGCGCAACAUCGUAAGAAAGCGGAGAACAUGUUGCGCAACACCGUAAGAAAGCUGAGAACAUGUGGCGCAACAUCGUAAGAAAGCGGAGAACAUGAUGGUCUUCAGAUAUAUUAUCACGACUUAAAAUCAAAGAAAAAGCAAGUAUGAAAGCUUCAACAUAUUGCGCAACACCGUAAGAAAGCUAAGAGCAUGUGGCGCAGCAUUGUAAAAUAGCUGAGAAUGUGUUGAGCAACAUGGUGUUGCAGAAAUUUAACCAUACAAGACAUACCUCAUUGUCUUAUAAUUUCGAAUUUUAAUAAUAAACAUGUUAAAUAUUUGUUCUUGCAAUUAAAGUGAGUUUUAAAUCUGUUUUAAAAAAUCUAAAUAUUUUUUAACAAUGUUUACAAGGCAAGGGUAUCAACAAGUCACUCAAUUCCCCUUUUUUUUUUUUGCAGAAAUUUAACCAUACAAGACAUACCUCAUUGUCUUAUAAUUUCGAAUUUUAAUAAUAAACAUGUUAAAUAUUUGUUCUUGCAAUUAAAGUGAGUUUUAAAUCUGUUUUAAAAAAUCUAAAUAUUUUUUAACAAUGUUUACAAGGCAAGGGUAUCAACAAGUCACUCAAUUCCCCUUUUUUUUUUUUUUUUUCUUGGUGCCCUGUCAAUCAACCGAUUGAGCUGUGAAACCUCAACUCCUGACUGAUAUAUCUCCACAACGUUCUAGUCCCUCCGCCUUCCAUUAUCAUUGUGUCAUCAUCCCCAUCAUCUUUAGCUUUAUCAGGCAACUUGUCUUGUAAGCACUUUUGGGGGGCCACGAGACAGCGUUUCCAUCUCGGAGUCAGCACAAAAAAAAUUCAUUCUAACCUUUUCGGCUCCCCCGAGUUCUUUUCAAAAGGGACGCCUAAAAUUAUGCAACAUAAACUAAAAAUUAAACAGUUUCAGUGGUGGGUGGUGGUGGGCGUAGCAAAAAAAUACAACCACAACCACAAAACCAGACGUAAACACUUUUGCCCAGAGAAAUAGCAAUGUCAUCUGGCCCACUCGCUCGGUUGACCUUUUGUUGUUGAUGAUUAUCGGAAAGUUUCUUGAAGGCAGCAGCAGCUGUGGCAUUAUAAAUAUCCAAGAAUAUAGAGAGAUGUAAAAGCCACUUAAAUAUUUCAGGCAACCCCCCAACUAGACAGUGGUGAAAGUGGCAUGAAAGUAACAUGAAAAUACAUGAAAAUAUUUUUAAGAUAUAUUAAAAAUAUAUAUUUAAAAAAGCAUCCAACUUGGCAGUGAUGUAUGUACAAUAAAAGUGACAUGAAAGUAGCAUGAAUAUAAUAUUAUCUUUUUAACUAAACUAAAUUAAGUAAAUUUGUAUAUUUUAUUAAAGUUUUUCUCCUGCUUUGGAUAUAACUUGAUUAUAUUUCCCUUUCAGGUUGAACUUUUUUCCAGCAUAAAUGAUAACAAAUAUGCGAUAAAUAUACAUCACAUAGUUGUAGCAUAAACUUAUGAAGUUGACUUCACUUGAGACAUCAUAUUUUUUACACGUUCAUCCAUCUCCUUGCUACCAAAACCCUCUUCCAAGCUCAUCACAUAUUUAUGAUUCAUUUCAUUUCGUUUCGUACGUUUCGUGUUUUUUUAUGGCAAUGAGUUUGUGCAUUUCUCUUCGCUUCUGCUCUUUUCGGCAGUCACAGCUGCCGAUUGCCUUUGCUUUGCUGUGCGCCGCUUUAUCCUGUCACAGGAUUCCCAAGCCUAAAACCUCAUCCUGGCGAGGCAGGCACUUGAAGACCAUUUCCUAUGCCAUUCAACGGCCAAAACUCAGCUGAGGUCCUUCAAGAUUUUCCCCAAACUUCACUGAGGAAAGUUUAGAAAAAGCGGAAAUGGGACUAGAGUACAUGCAUACCCUUGGAUUGUCUGAUUUCUGAAAUCUUUUUA